GCGCCGUCCCGGUGGCCAUCUUUACUGUGGGCCGGAGCCAAUUGUGCCCGAGCCUACCUGCGCAUGUGCAAUCCUCCCCUUGCUUUCCUUUUCCAAGUAGCUUGGGCUUAGAGCGGAGCCUUCCGCGCCGUCUCUGUGCGCCUGCGUACUGUGACCCUGCGCAGCCCGGGAGGCGGGUCUUAGCUCCAGGUGCGUACGGCAGCUGAGGCGGGGAAGUUUGGGGAGAGGGCGCCGGAUCCAGAUGUGAAGAGGGGCAGUGUGAAGGCGAGAAGAGCGGCUCCGCCCUUCUCCGGCCCAGAAAGUGGUUUCCGCUGGUCCCGGGGAAUCUCGGAGUACCGUAUCUGGAUCCGUGGGGCGGGGUCCUUGGAGGGGACUCAGCGCCCCCUCCUGGGAACCGGCGGUCUCGUCGCUGGGACCGCUGUUGGAGCCUCAUUGGUUGGAGACAAUCCCUGAACUCCUGGGAAACCCAAUCCCUUGGGAGAGUAGAGCGGGAGCCGCCGCCGCCCCCCCCCCCCCCCCCCCCGCCUGGGCUUAGUACUCCUGCAUCUCCUAUCAUCGCAGGGCCCCUCCCCUAGUAGCCUAUGUCCCUUGUUCGUGGUCAUGGAGACAUUUCGGCCACCACGGCGGCGCCUCUUUCUGAAGAAGGGGAAGUGACCUCUGGCCUCCAAGCUCUGGCCGUGGAGGAUACUGGAGGCUCCUCUGCUUCGGCCAAUAAAGCCGAAGAAGAGGGGGAAGGAGGCCGGGAGGAGACCGAGCAUGAGGGGUCUGGGGCCGAGGAGGUGCAGGGAGAAGCCCCUAGCGCCGAAGGGGAAGAGCAUGCCAAGGGAGACUCCGAAGACUGGUGCGUGCCCUGCAGCGAUGAGGAGAUGGAGCUCCCCUCGGAUGGGCAGGCCUGGAUGCCUCCCCCCUCGGAAAUCCAGCGGCUCUAUGAACUACUGGCAGCCCACGGUACCCUGGAGCUUCAGGCUGAGAUCCUGCCCCGCCGGCCACCCACGCCUGAGGCCCAGAGUGAAGAGGAGAGAUCCGAUGAGGAGCCUGAGGCCAAAGAGGAGGAAGAGGAAAAACCGCACAUGCCUACAGAAUUUGAUUUUGACGAUGAGCCAAUGACACCAAAGGACUCCCUGAUUGACCGGAGACGCACCCCAGGAAGCUCUGCCCGGAGCCAGAAACGGGAGGCCCGCCUCGACAAGGUUCUCUCCGACAUGAAGCGACACAAGAAGCUGGAGGAGCAGAUCCUUCGUACUGGCAGGGACCUCUUCAGCCUAGACUCAGAGGACCCCAGCCCCACCAGCCCCCCGCUCCGGUCCUCAGGGAGCACUCUCUUCCCCCGGCAGCGGAAAUACUGAGCACUGCUGCUGCCUUUAGGGUGCAGAGCAUAUACCUUCUGGGCCCCCCUUCCCAAGCCCAGGGCGCUGGGACACUGGGCAAGAGCAGAGAGACUCCCAAGCUCCCAACACUGCCCCUUGCCAGAAAGAGAAAGUGUAUGUGCCUAUGUAUGCUUUCGGUUGAACAUCUCUUUGGAGACCUGGGCUGAAUUCUCUGAAUCUAAAAUAAAAAAAUGCCAAGUUAUCGUC
Molecule: messenger RNA, 1574 nt
Organism: Callorhinus ursinus (northern fur seal)
Lineage: Eukaryota; Metazoa; Chordata; Mammalia; Carnivora; Otariidae
Source: RefSeq, a predicted model, not a curated record